AGACGCACAGCUAACGGCUGUUCACACACACGGCGGCGGAGAGGAGCAGCUGCGGCCGGAGCGCUGGGACAUUGCGUGUACUGUUCAGGAGUUUCAGGAGAACGGGGUUCAGGACAACACUUUGACAUACAGCAUGGGAACCUCUUUUAGAAUGGGGGAAGAACUGGAUCACUUUCUUGAAUAUCAAAGAGCCAAACUAGCACAAGAUAAAGCUGAGGUGGAGAUGGAUCCGCCAUACAUGGAGAUCAGGAGCAAAAUCAUCGAGAAUGCCAAUGUAGUUGAUAAACCAAGGACCUAUGCUAAGGAAGACAUUCCUUUUAACAGGCAAUCUCAAAAAGAAGCUGUACAGCGGCAAAUAGGAGAUACCGGCUAUGGAUUGAGUUUACCUCUUGGAGAAGAUUAUGAAAGAAAAAAGCACAAACUCAAAGAAGAAUUACGGCAAGAUUAUCGAAAAUACCUUAAUCAGGGAAAUGCUCAGGCCAAACGAAAGAAGCACCUAAGAACUACUGCUCAAGUGGACCCACUCACUCAAGGAAUGUCCCUCCCCAUUGGUGAGCGGCUGUCAGCCAAGGAAAGACUGCGCCUUGAGAGAAACCAAGAAUACAAUCAGUUCCUCAGAAUGAAGGACGGGGAGCAUGAGAGGCUACAUAAAGCAGCUCUUGAGGAAGAAAAAUAUGUGCCGAACAAUGAAACUCAGGACAGAUUGAAUCCAGAACAGUACCCGUCAGUGCCAGUAUCCAGUCGAGACCAAGCUGUUCCUAAGAAGGAUGCUUACACUUCUAUGGAGGUUUAUGAGCAGCUUCUCAAUAAAAGACGUUCUGAAGCUAAGAGGCCUGGGAGACAAGACAAUCAGACUGAAGCUCAGGAUCCUUUCAGAAGGAGAAAUGUGGACAAUGACACAGUGAAUCAUCCCCGAUACGUUUCUAGAGACUGGGAAUUAGAAAGAAGAGAACAAGAAAGAAGGCCCUUCAGAAUUAAUCUUAAUGAUGUGGAUGACAGUGAUACCAGAAGAUUAAAAUAUGACAGAGAAGUACAAGAAAGACAAUCCAUGGCAUAUAACCCACGUCCUGAAAGAGUUUUACGUCAGCAUGGUGAUGCUCGGGAGAACCAUGGAUAUGGACCAGAUCAAGCCUCUUACUUUCAGAUUGAUAGGAGUGAUCACAGACCAUAUAAAGAAAGAAGAGAUCGACAAUAUCCCAUGGAUUAUGAAGAUGAUUUCCGAGAGCAAACUAAUCGAAGGCCGGAUACUUCAGUUAUGAGGAGCAGGGCAAAAGUUGAAAACCCAGCGCAGCAAACAGACCGUUCAAAGUCUGCCAACAAUAAGGAUGAGAACUUCUCUACAAGCCUUCAUCUUGGUGGAGCUGAUAAAGAUGAUAUUCAGAAGAGAAGGAAGGAGCGUUACAGAGAAGAACUGAUGCAACAGAUGGCUGAACAGCAGAGAAAUAAAAGACGAGAAAAGGAACUGGAACUGACAGUUGCUGCUUCCGGAGCCAUAGAUCCUGAAAAGCAGCUAAAUGAAGAGGAGCCUGACAGGUUACGACAGUUCGGGGCAAUAACUCGCCAGCAGGAAAUGUCAGAGCGAAAUGUCCCAUAUCGACCUGGAAUACUUGUCGACCCACAGAAGACAAGCAGAACAGUUAUUGAGAAGAAGCCAGUCAUUGAAGAAAGGUCCCCACCCGAAAGACCUAGAGUAGCUUUCCAGACUCCUAUGCCAGAGCCACCUGUGACUGGUAAUGCCUUUCCCACAACUUUUAAUCUGGCUAAUGAUGAAUACCAACGAGGAAUAUCUAAUGCCCUUGGAGAAAUAGUCGCCCCCAGGAUUUCAGCUGCACCUCCACCACAACCUCCAGUUCUUGUAGAUAACUACCGAACACCUUAUGAUGAUGCCUAUUACUACUAUGGUGCUCGAAACCCGCUGGACCCAAACCUUGCUUAUUAUCCCCCAAGUAUGAUGGCCGUGCAGGCUACUCCAGGUAUUAACAUGCCUGUCGCACAUGUCAACCAGACUUAUCCAGAAAAUCACAUAGUUGACAAUAAACAGAGAUCAGGUACUGGAAAGGGGGCCAGUUUAGGAGUAUUUCCAGAAGAAAGACCACGACAGACUCGAGACGCUGCUAUUUCAUAUCAGGAGGAGUUACAACAGCAGAUAAGGGAAAGAAAUGACCGGCGUAGAAAAGAGAAAGAAGAGACUGAACGUUAUGAAGCUAAACUGGAGGCAGAAAUUAAGAACUACAACCCAUGGGGUAAAGGAGGUGGCGGAGCUCCCCUGAAGGACCAGAAGGGAAAUCUUAUUACUGACCUUAAGCAAAUGCAUAAGUACAAUGAAGAUGCUUAUCAAAAUCCUGAAACUAGAGCCUUUGAAGACAAGCGGACAGUGGUUGCAGUAGACACCAGUCUUGCUGAUAAUACAUUAUCUGCUGGCAAGAUACCAGGGUUUUCAUUUGCAAAUAAUUCCCAGUUUGCAAGAGGCAAUGUAUUUUCUGAGCCAGUAACUGAACAGCAGGUGCAGCAACAAGAAUCCUACAAGAACUUCUUACGCCGUCAGAUUGAAGAGAAGCGGCGAAAGGAAGAGGAGGAACGAGAACGAAUUCGUCUUGAAGAAGAAAGAGAAGAAAGGCGCCUUGCUGAACAGAGGGCCAAAAUUCAACGAGAAUUUGAAGAGGAGCAAAAUAGGAAGAAAAUGAAGGAGGAAGAGCAACGGCAAAAAAAUGAAGAACUUGUUCGCCUGGCUGAUGAAAGGCGCAAAGAAGCUGAAAGGAAAAGGAAAGAGGAGGAAGCAAAACAUGAUGAAGAGCUGAAACGAUUAUAUGAGCAGGAGAGGACGACCAGUGUACUUGAAGAACAAGACAGGCCUCCAAGGCAACUUUCACCAGUGAUCCCUGCUCUACAACACAAGCUUUCAUCUCGUACUCAGAGGCCACCAACUGCUGAUAGUCGGGCAUCCAUCCAAUCACAUGAUGAACCACAGUCAAGGGCGGUAUCUCCACCAGUCCCAGCGAGACAAAAUCAGCUCAGAGCUUAUGUGGCAGCAGAUGAAAAGAAGAGUGUUAUUAGUGAGCUGACAGAGUUGAGGAAACAACUGCGAAGUGAACAGAGGCGUUUAGAGGGCCGCUUACAAGAUACAGAGCGAGAUAAUGAUUCUAUACCUUCAAUGAGCGGAAGGAGGAGGGAGAAGAGUUCAGCGGAUGUCUUUGAACUGGCGAGACAGAGGUUGCAAGCCACUGUAAGGAGACCAUCUUUGAAGGAUCUGGAUAAUGUUAACGUACAGAACAUCAGAGAGUUCAAUGACCUAAAGUACAGGGAUACUGAUACUCGUGAUGGUGUUAGGACCAUGUUUCCUGAUCCUCCAAAGGAUGAUCAAACACUAGAGAUCCAGCAGCAGGCGCUACUAAGGGAGCAGCAGAAAAAUUUGAACAAGAUAAAGAGAAGACCAGCGAUCCCAGAUGAAUUUGGACCAGUCUAUGAAUACAGUCUCAAUCGCCCUGGAAUGCUCAGUGAUCCAUCAAAAGACCUACUGAAGACCUCACUGCUGGAAUCUGAGAGUGCAUUCAUAGGUGAAAAUGGAGAACCAUAUCCUGCAUUCUUUGAUCAAUUCCCUGAUCUACAUGCAUUACCUUCAGCCAGAGAGCGCAGAAGAAACAAGAAUAAGGUCUUGAACUAUGAAAAUGACAUUCCUCCUGUGCCUCCCAUCCCCUUACACCAGCCGGACCGAUACUCCUUAAACUCUUCGGCAAGCUUCAAUGUAGAUGAAGUGCAAACCAGAAAUGAGGAGCGUCUCCGAAGAUUAAGUAACCUUCAGAAAAGCACAGUCAGCAUAGAUGACGAUCCAGAUAGCUUUGGAAAUGCAGAUGAUUUUCUGAAAUCAUUUCCUACAAAACCCGGUGUCAGACCUCAGUCCGUGGACACAGUCGCAACAGAUCCAUGGAUGCGCCCUGGUACAUCAGAGACACUAAAGAGGUUCAUGGCUGGGCAAAUGAGCCAUGACAAACCUACCAAUGAAAAUGCCUUAACCUUCAACUGGCAGGGCCUGUCCACUGCUCAUGGGUAAUCGGUCUAAACUAUGAGUGAUUUGAGGCAAAUGAUCUUUUCAUUUUCUAUGUUAUUUUUCACCCUUUUUUUCGAGUGAAUUAUAGGAAUUGCACAUUACCUGUCUCAGAUCUGAUCCUGCAGCACAGCCCUUCAUGUGCCUUUUCAAAGAAGUUGAAUGUCGAUCACUAAAGCACUUUCUGUACUUUGUGGCCUAUAAUGAAUGUUACUUAAAUGUAUACAUCCAGAUGCUUGAUACUAGGCUGACAUAGAAUUUUGUGAGGUCAUUUUUCAAGACUAACAAUAGACCAGGUACGACUCAAGUCCUCACUUUCUUCCAAGCUGCUAUACAGCCUAUAUCGGUGUUUCCCAACCAGGGUGCCUCUAGAUGCUGUCCGGGGCAUGCUGGGAGUUGUAGUUUUGCAACACCUGGAGGCACCCUGGUUGGGAAACACUGGCCUAUAUACUCUACUUUAGAGCAUGGCAUUUUGUUUUAAUUCUGUAUUCUAAUGUAUACUUGACUCUUCCACAGGCGACAAUGUAGUGGAGAUGACAAAAUUGUGACAUGUACACUUACCACACAAUGGGCUUGUGUGUAUAAUUGUAGUAAAUUGACUUAAAGGGCUACUCCGCCCCUAGACAUCUUAUCCCCUAUCCAAAGGAUAGGGGAUAAGAUGUCAGAUCGCGGGGGUCCUGCUGCUGGGGACCCCCAGGAUCUCGGCUGCAGCACCCACCUCAACGGCUUCCGGCAACGCCCCCUCCAUAAGCUUGCAUUGAGGGGGCGGAGCGUGACAUCACACGGGGGCGGAGCCGUGACGUCACUAUGCUCCGUCCCCGUGCUCACCAGUAAUCCGGGGGCUGAUUCUAACGCGGUGCAGCGUGGAAGAUCACGGGGGUCCCCAGCGGCGGGACCCCCGCG
Hyla sarda is the source of this 4945-nucleotide messenger RNA. It is a transcript of the gene CSPP1, whose product is annotated as centrosome and spindle pole associated protein 1. Gene Ontology annotation, biological process: positive regulation of cytokinesis. Lineage: Eukaryota; Metazoa; Chordata; Amphibia; Anura; Hylidae. Bases 134 to 4048 code for a protein of 1304 amino acids. The record is from RefSeq and is a predicted model, not a curated record. Gene Ontology annotation, cellular component: spindle pole; microtubule; centrosome. The transcript has 35 exons.